Messenger RNA from Saccharomyces paradoxus, 3246 nucleotides. It is a transcript of the gene KAP122, whose product is annotated as Kap122p. The record is from RefSeq and is a predicted model, not a curated record. Lineage: Eukaryota; Fungi; Ascomycota; Saccharomycetes; Saccharomycetales; Saccharomycetaceae. Bases 1 to 3246 code for a protein of 1081 amino acids. Gene Ontology annotation, biological process: protein import into nucleus. Gene Ontology annotation, cellular component: nuclear membrane; cytoplasm. The transcript has a single exon.
AUGAGCUCCAUUCACGAGGUUGUGGCUCUUAUUGAAGAGCUGUACUCUCCUCAUCCGAAACAUGACGUUAAUCAGAUUCAACAGAGUUUACAGUCAAUCCAGAAAUCAGAGCAAGGCUUCCACCUAGCUAAUGAACUGCUAUCUGAUGACAAGUACUCUGCGAACGUCAAGUACUUUGGUGCGCUGACUUUAACUGUGCAACUAAAUACACGGGGUGAAAACGAUUAUGAAACCUUAUGGAAUGUCUUCAAAUCAAAUUUAUUGUACUUGACAAAAUUCAGUACAUUAUACGUUUCCAAUCCUAAUAUGUACGGUCAGUCUCUAAUAAUAAUAAAAAAGUUAAUGUCAAACUUGUCAUUGAUCUUCACUAAAAUCAACGAUCCGCAGCUUAACAGCGUUGGCAGUGAAAAUUUGAUUAAGCAAUGGAACAAUCCCAUAAAUACGUUUAUUCAACUUAUGUCGGUUCAAAAUCAAAACAUUCAUGCAGACCAAUUAUUGCUUGACUCAAUCAACUGUUCCUUAACGUAUGAACAAUUGUCUCAAUUCGUUAGUUUAUCUCAGAAACAUAAUGAAUUAGCAUUGACGUUUACAGAAAUUAUUGUCGAAGAUUUGACGAAGUUCCAAACAAAGAGGCACUCAAUGUCUCAAAUCCACGAAGUAGUCCAUGAGCACCUGUAUAUUUCGACUAUGGCGUUGAUUAACUUGAACUUGACUGCACAAGCUGUCUUCAAUCCUACCGUAUUUGAUUGUAUUACUGCCUGGAUUAACUAUAUCUCAUUGACUAGAAGUGUAUCUCCAAGUGGUAGAAUGGAUCUAUCGGAAAUUUUUCAAAAUCUGAUUGAUCUGAUGUAUCAGUCUACUGAAGGAUCAGACGGUUAUGAAAAUGCUGAAAAGAUCCUAACAAUAUUUGGUAACGUUUUUGCUAAUGAUCCACUGUUAAUGAGUUACGAUUUGAGACAACAAAUUGAGUGUAUUUUCCUAGGUGUAGUAAGGCCUGAUUCUGGUAUAACCGACAUAUCGAACAAAAAUUCUUGGAUGCUACAAUAUAUGAAUUAUUUAGUUACCAAUGAUUUCUUUUCCGAAUUGAAGGAGUUGGCCAUUUGUAUUGUGGACUUCUUGCAAAUUAACACGUUAAGUGUUUGUAAUAAAUUAUUCACCAACAUUCAAGCGACUGAUAAUGGUCAAGUUCAAGACGAAUUUAUUCAAGAGUAUAUUAAAGUCCUUUUGCAGAUGACCAAUUUUCCCUUAACCCCUGUCUUACAAGAAUUCUUUUCCGUAAGAAUGGUCGAUUUUUGGUUGGAUUUAUCGGAUGCUUACACUAAUUUAGCUAGUGAAACUUUAAGGCCAAAUUCUAUUGAGUUGUCUACACGAAUUUUUCAGCAGUUGAUCAAUAUUUACUUACCUAAAAUUUCCUUGAGUGUCAAACAAAGAAUAAUUGAAGAAGAUGGUGAGAGCACUUCUAUGAACGAAUUUGAUGAUUUUAGAAACGCUGUCAGUGAUCUUGCUCAAUCCCUUUGGUCCAUUUUGGGAAACGAUAAUUUAACAAAUGUUCUAAUUAACGGUAUGGGCCAAAUGCCUGCUGCGAGUGAUGAGACUCUCAUCAUCAAAGAUUCUGAUGUUUUGUUCCGAAUUGAAACAAUGUGCUUUGUAUUGAAUACUAUAUUAGUUGAUAUGACACUAUCGGAAAGCCCAUGGAUCAAAAACAUCGUUCAUUCCAACAAAUUCUUCAACCAAAAUGUCAUAUCCGUCUUCCAAACUGGUUUCCAAACUAGUGCCGGCACAAAAGUCGGUCAAAUUCUGAAACUUGACUUUGUAAGAACAAGCACAACCUUAAUCGGUACUUUGGCUGGUUAUUUUAAACAAGAAUCUUUUCAAUUAAACCCAUAUGUAGAAGCUUUAUUCCAAGGGUUACAUACUUGCACCAAUUUUACUAGUAAAAACGAGCAAGAAAAAAUUUCGAACGAUAAACUUGAAGUUAUGGUGAUUAAAGCAGUCUCAACAUUAUGUGAAACAUGCCGUGAGGAGUUGACUCCAUAUUUGAUGCAUUUUAUAAGCUUCUUAAACACUGUCAUUAUGCCAGACUCCAAUGUUUCACAUUUUACUAGGACCAAGUUGGUUAGAUCCAUAGGUUAUGUCGUUCAAUGUCAAGUCUCUAACGGUCCAGAGGAGCAAGCUAAAUAUAUUUCACAAUUGACGGAUCUAUUAAGCGGGUCAAUAGAGCAUUGUUUGGCUUCAUCUGCACAGUUACAAGAGCAACAAGAUUAUAUCAACUGUUUAUUAUGCUGUAUAUCUGAGCUAGCAACAAGUUUGAUCCAACCUACUGAAAUUAUCGAAAAUGAUGCACUUCUACAAAGGUUACCUCAGUUUCAAAAUUUCUGGUCCACCGAUCCUUUACUAAUUCGAUCGAAAAUUAUGUGCACGAUUGAUAAGGUCUUGGAUAAUCCAAUAUACGGUAAAAACUCUGCGUUUGUAGAGAUCAGUUGUUUGAUUGUUGGUAAAGGAUUAAAUUUGCCCGACGGGGAACCGUAUUUCCUCAAGUACAGUAUGUCAGAUAUUAUAAAUUUUGUUUUGAGGCACGUUCCCAAUUGUGAGCUUGCUACUUGUUUGCCUUAUUUCGUCUAUUUAUUAGAAAAGCUUAUUUCUGAAUUUAGGGCUGAGCUAACGCCGCAGGAAUUUGAUUUCAUGUUUGAGAAGAUUCUUCUAGUCUAUUAUGAUGCAUAUAUUAUCAAUGAUCCGGACCUUUUACAAAUGACAAUAGGUUUUGUUAAUAACGUUUUGGACGUAAAGCCGGGUUUGGCUAUUGGCAGUAAACAUUGGACUUCGUUUAUACUACCUCAAUUUUUGAAAUUGCUACCUUCAAGAGAAAAAUUCACAAUUGUUGCGGUGGCAAAGUUUUGGACUAAGUUGAUCAAUAACAAGAAAUACAAGCAAGAAGACCUAACGACUGUCAGGCAACAAGUUUCCUCUAUAGGAGGUGAGCUUGUGUACCAAAUUAUGUAUGGUUUAUUCCACACACAAAGGUCAGAUUUGAAUAGUUACACAGAUUUGCUAAGAGCUUUGGUAGCUAAGUUUCCGAUUGAGGCAAGAGAGUGGCUAGUCGCUGUUUUGCCCCAAAUAUGUAACAAUCCCGCAGGUCAUGAAAAAUUCAUUAAUAAACUACUUAUUACGAGGGGAAGCAGAGCAGCUGGGAACGUUAUUUUGCAGUGGUGGCUGGAUUGUACUACACUUCCAAACUACCAAGCAUGA